Molecule: messenger RNA, 1674 nt
Organism: Symbiodinium necroappetens
Lineage: Eukaryota; Dinophyceae; Suessiales; Symbiodiniaceae
Source: the annotation of a GenBank genome assembly
AUGGCGGUCGAAGUCGCCUCUGCGGUCGAUGCCCUUAGCGCUCCAUGGUGGCUUCCUUACUGCGCCAUGCUGGUCAUGCUCGAGUUUGCUCUCUUGGCCCUCUGGUUUCUGGUCUCUUCGGCCCAGAAGAUGUGGAGCAACAGCAGAAAGACGGAGGUGCAGCAGGAAAGCUUGGACACCGAGCCAGUGCCUGGCAGUGAGUCCGGGCACUUGCUCGUGGCCAACGCGGCACCUUGUGGCCCGCGGGGGAAAUGGGCACCUUCCUACUCCACAGAGCCCACGGAGUUCGACAGCGGCAUCUGCCACGGAUCCUGGCUUUGCAUUCACAAGCCGACAGCAGACGCUGAGCGAAUGAAGGCAGGAGACUAUCCGUUUGCUGAUCACCUGCAUACCAGGAAGCGCCUCUGGGAGUUCCGGUUGCAGCUGAAGUUCCGAGAGUCAGUUCCGGCUGGGAACGUCUUCUUCGGCUGUGAGCAGGAUCGCUAUUAUCAUGUCGGCACAAUUGAGCGCUACAUCUCCUCUUCGGUUAUUGCGCUGUUGAGGAAAGCUUCUGGCGAUGCCAUGUACCAGACGCAUGGUGACGACCCCAAGUCUGUCCAGGGCGAAGCUGAGCGGCCGACCAUUGCCUUUCCGCUCUGGGUCAUGGACCAACUGAUCAUCACCGAGGAAGGCGACGAGCCACCCACCCUCAAUUUUUUAGACCCCGGCUUCCGGAACGGGCCGCCAGGGCGCGCACAGGAGUUUGGGAGCUACUGCCCUCUUCGCAAAAUGUCAGCUGCCAAGGGCAAGGUCGCUAAGGUCGCUACCGUGGAAGGGAAGGUCCAGAAGAUGAAGCUGAUGGAAUUAGUCCAGCGAACCAUCAUGUGCAAGUUCUUUCGCGCAGGUCUUUGCAAGAGAGGCUCCGGCUGUACCUUCGCUCACGACGAAGCGGAGUUGCUGUCGGCUCCGGAUUUGUACAAGACGAGUCUUUGCUCAAAGUUCCAGCGGAGUCACUAUUGCAAGAAGGGCGACCGCUGCAGAUAUGCGCAUGGAACGGAAGAGCUUCGAGAGCUGCCGAGUAGAGCUUGGAUCGAUAAAUCACGUGGUUCGGCCAGCGCCUCCACGGCUUCCUUCGGCGAUGUCAGUGAGGAAGCUGAUUCUUCCUCCGACACAGAGCAGAUUUGCUUGCGCGUGAAGAACACCUUCCUAGAGUUCGGCUACAGCGAGAGCAGGCCGAUGAAGCGCACUGUAAGGCCGCCAGGCCCCAAUCUCGGUGCCUUCCUUAGCCGGGCAGGUAUUCCCCGGCCACUCUCCGGCGAUGCGACUCCGAGCCUUGAGACGCGAGUCCAGGACCCAGACUUCUCCUCCUACGGCACGAUUCGUGCUUUGGACCGGAAGCGCAUGCAGGAGGUGAUGCAGGGUCUGGACUUCCAGCCGGGCAAAACCUUCACCUUUGGCUUUUGGUGCAUUGCUCAGUUCGUCGAUGCAGUCGGCUGGCGAGUGCCAGCUCGGGGGGUGAUUCCGGAAGUGAAGCUCAACGAGAUCGGGACGCCGAUCUACAUCACCAUGUACCUGCUGUCGAAUCGGGACGAAUGGAACGCAGAGCUCCCAGCACUCCCGCCUGUGGCUUCGGUUGAUGACGAGCUUCGGGAAAAGAUGCAGAAGAACAACUGUGGAAGUUUACCAAAGACGUAG